CAAAAGGGAGCAUUGGAGAAACAGUGGAGGCGGGGGUGCUGGUAGCCUGAGGCUCCAGAGAAAAGAGAAGGACAUGGGGGGUGACGCAGAGCACAGGGAGACGGGAAGGGAAUCGCAGAAUGUUCUCAGGAAGAGAAGUGGAGGGCCUUCCCAGGGGACGACCAACAGGAAGGGGUGGAGAGGAGGACGGAAGGGUGUACUUAAGGAUUGACUGUGAGAUGGUGGAGUCAAGGAGCUGGCCCAGUCCUUCAGUCUGUGCGGGGCCUUAAACGCCCCAAUCACAAGUGUGUGUCCAGUCCCCGAGGCAGUGGGGACCCCACCCUUGGUGUUUCCCAUCUUAAAGACCAUCGCCUUGGCCAGCAUUCCCCACACUGGGAUCAGCAACAGUGUCCCAGGACUUGAGCAUUUCCAUGACUCCCAGGCCUCGGGGAGAUGUGCGCACAGGGCUUGGUUUGACUCCCCGCAUGGCCACUUCCUGCUUAUGAUAAGUGAUGGCUCCCCUCCUUCUCCCAGAGCCCAGAUGCCUGUCCAGCCUCCGAGCAAAGACACAGAAGAGAUGGAAGCAGAGGGUGAUUCGGCUGCUGAGAUGAACGGGGAGGAGGAAGAGAGCGAGGAGGAGCGGAGCGGCAGCCAGACAGAGUCGGAGGAGGAGAGCUCAGAGAUGGACGAUGAGGACUACGAGCGGCGUCGCAGCGAGUGCGUCAACGAGAUGCUGGACCUGGAGAAGCAGUUCUCGGAGCUAAAGGAGAAGUUGUUCAGGGAACGGCUGAGUCAGCUGAGGGUGCGGCUGGAGGAAGUGGGGGCUGAGCGGGCACCUGAGUACACAGAGCCUCUGGGGGGCCUGCAGCGGAGCCUCAAGAUCCGCAUUCAGGUGGCAGGGAUCUACAAGGGCUUCUGUCUGGACGUGAUCCGGAACAAGUACGAGUGUGAGCUGCAGGGUGCCAGACAGCACCUGGAGAGUGAGAAGCUGCUGCUGUACGACACCCUGCAGGGGGAGCUGCGGGAGCGGAUCCAGAGACUGGAAGAGGACCGCCAGAGCCUGGACAUCAGCUCUGAGUGGUGGGAUGACAGACUGCACGCCCGAAGCAGCACAAAGACCUGGGACUCCCUGCCGGCCAGCAAGAGGAAGAAGGCUCCUCUCGUCUCUGGUCCUUACAUUGUGUACAUGCUGCAGGAGAUCGACAUCCUGGAGGACUGGACGGCUAUCAAAAAGGCUAGAGCAGCUGUGUCCCCUCAGAAGAGAAAAGCAGAUGGACCAUGACCCUGCCGUUCAGAGCCAGGGGGCCCCUCGGAGCAGCUGGCCGCAAAGCCAGGAUCCACAUUUUCCUGCUGUGAGAAGGCAGGCUGACAGGGUCUGUCCAGCCAGCUCCCCGGUACUGCUAGUGGAUCUUCCCCUCCAGCCAUCACUGGUCCGGACUCCUCUGCCCUCCUCGGGGGUCCUGCACAGCUGUGGCCCAGAGCUGCCCUAGCCAGGCAAGACUGUCUCCUCCGUCCCCAGCGAGUGCACCGGCGCCGCCUCCCAGAGGGCAGCCUCCUCAGUGCUGUCCCAGACAGAGAAGGUGGGACUCCUCUUACACCAAAGCAGCAUCCUUCCUGCUGACCUUGGACCAGUCACUGAGCCAGUGAGCUGGGCCCCAUUUCAUGGGAACUCUGAGCCAGACAUCAUAUUUUGGGGGGCCUGUCUUUUCUGGCUGCUGUUGGAGGUGAGAAGGCAGGUUCCCCAGGUCUUCUCCAGGAGGUUCUUGGUGUCUCCCAGAUUUCAGGGACUGGAAUUAAAACCUUUCCCGGGACC
This is a messenger RNA of Enhydra lutris kenyoni (northern sea otter), 1792 nucleotides long. RefSeq names its product breast cancer metastasis suppressor 1 (gene BRMS1). The record is from RefSeq and is a predicted model, not a curated record. Gene Ontology annotation, cellular component: Sin3-type complex. The transcript has 9 exons. Gene Ontology annotation, molecular function: histone deacetylase binding. Lineage: Eukaryota; Metazoa; Chordata; Mammalia; Carnivora; Mustelidae. The coding region runs from base 482 to 1261 and encodes 259 amino acids. Gene Ontology annotation, biological process: negative regulation of transcription by RNA polymerase II.